Molecule: messenger RNA, 2605 nt
Organism: Vitis vinifera (wine grape)
Lineage: Eukaryota; Viridiplantae; Streptophyta; Magnoliopsida; Vitales; Vitaceae
Exons: 10
Coding region: 1966-2502 (178 amino acids)
Biological process (GO): intracellular monoatomic cation homeostasis
Cellular component (GO): mitochondrial inner membrane
Source: RefSeq, a predicted model, not a curated record
GGACACUAGGAGAUAAGAGGGGCAAUGGAAGACUAAACAGUGGGGGAUAUCAAAGGGGAUCACGAGAUUUUGGUUUUUUUAAAAGAACACCACCCAGAUUUUUAUUUUUAUUUUUUGGAGGAAAAAAAUGGAUGCAUCUCAGCAUUGGAAAGCACGCACAACCCACUCUUGCAGUACCACGCAUAGGCCUGCACUUCGAAAAAUCCCUUUGCAACCCAUACUCGUCUUCAGAAAAGAGGACAGAAGAACAGUAAGGAGCAAUGCACCUUAUUCUUCAAAGUUCAAUGGCAAGAAGAACAGAAUUUUGAUUACAUAUUCCACUUAUUCAUCAAGGUGGUUUUCUUCUGGGGUGCAUCAUCCAUGGUUUCUUCAGCUUAUUGUGAUCAAACCAAUAAUGAGAAAGUGCCUCCUCCGGUUAAAGCUAUCAGUACCAAAAUGGAAUUCAAUCGAGUGAAUUGUCUUGUGUGGGUAUUGCAUGAGUCUGCUAGGAGCUUUUCCCACACGGUUGAAUCUUUUGAAUUGGCUAGAAGCGGUCCAGAGCUAGCAAUGGCUUGGGUGGGAGUUGAUGUGCAUGCCUAGCAUAAGCGCAUUGCCCAUCAGGUAUGCACUUACACAAAAACCAUUAGCACUAAGUGAUUAGGGUUCUUCCUCCAUAAACUGAUACAGAGUAUUAUGCUUGUACUUUUAUGACUUUCUUGUUGGCAAGAUAAAUUUAAAUACGAAUUAUACCAUUGUGGUAGGACAGGUAGCAGUUUAUGCUUUGUUAAGAACUGCAAUUGAACUGGAAUUCUUCCUUUCUCAUGGACGCUACAACAAUCCUUCUCUAGUUCGUGAGAUCUUGUCCCCAAUAAUAAACUCGGUCGAGCAGAACAUAGAAAGCCAGCUGAAGACAAGGCACCCAAAAUUGGUUGAAUGGUUUAGAAUGGUGGAACUGCCACGUAUAGCGGGAUUUUUCAUUCCAUUGUUGAAGAAGUGGUCUAUGGAAUAUGCUGGAAGGUUAGCUCACAGAAUUCUCAGCUUUUAGUAUAACAGUGUUGAAUCUUGGACAAAUUCCCACUGCUUUUACAGGUUUAUUUUUUCAUCUAGUACCUUGAAUUGGAAAAAUAGUAUAAAACACAAUAAUUUUCAGUGGUGUUGCAGGGAUUAUUCUGGCUAUAAGCUGCUGUGUGGCAGUAGGAAAAUUGGGUUCUGGCCAUAUUUCCUGCCCCUUGUUUAUAUCGUCUAUUGAGGACGCAUUAAUAGAGCUCAUGAAUUUGUCACACAGUCUUGUUUCAAUGGAUAAAUUGCACCAGUUAGCCACUGAGGCAGGUUUUGAACGAGAGUUCCUGUAGAAUUUUGGAUUGGUCUGGCUCAGAAAAAACUCGCUAAGGCAAUUCGCAGAGAAAGUGUAUUUUCAGGCCUUCAGACUUUUCAAGACAAGGUUCAAGAGAGUAAUUGUCUGGCUACUCUAGGAAUUCUUGCAUUUCUGGGAAGAAAAACAAGAUUAUUCUUGUCAGGAAUGGGAAUAAAGGAUCUUGAUGAGCAAGUUAAGGACUUCCUCAGGUAGUAGCCGAUGAAAUUGGAUGGAUUGAUUUUUAUGCUGCAUUUUCUUUCGAAUUCAAGCAAGAGAGAAGAAGAUCCAAACCGCGUGCCAUCCAAGCAGAGAAAGAGAUUAUUUUACAUACUGUUUUUACGGUUUGCUAUAAUGUUUUCUCUGGGUUUGUGCAUUUCAGCAGUUCAACUCAGCAGCCCUUAAAUGCAGACUUGUUGGCAUUCUUGCUCCGAAGUGAGAGCCUGCUUACUAGUUGUCUGGAAGACUACUGGGCUGCCUAUAAUAGAUCAGGGUAUGAUAAUGCCGAUUUCUCAAGCAGUCAGCUGCAGAAGAUUGCAGAAAGAAAUGCCUUUGACCCAACACAAUCCAUUGGAACUAAAAGCACUACAAGUUCAUCUCUAACCUUGGAAGCACAACAGAAGGUGACUGACUUAAUGGCAAGGGGAAAUCCAAAAAAAAUACCUCAGUCUGGGAAUAAACUGAGCAAGGCUAGCUGCAAAGUGGGGACAGAGACAAGAACCCUGGUGGAGGCAGGAAGGACAGUUGAAUCAGAGGCUCUACAUCAAAAUUUACUCAGGAAAUCCAGCAUGAAGUUGAUAUCUACAAGCUCUGAUAUAUGGAUGGGCACUCAGCUGCUCUUCAUAGACAUCAUGGCUUCUCUGGAGCUCCUGCUAAAGCAAAUGCGUGGCCGCAGGAUUACAGAAAGGGAAAGAAAUAAACUAAAACAAACACUAGUUGAUAUUGCUUCACUUAUCCCAGUUACAAUUCUAAUGCUGCUCCCUGUAUCUGUUGUAGGGCAUGCGGCCAUCUUAGCAGCUAUAAAGAAGUACGUGCCAUCCUUGAUCCCAUCCCCUUAUUCCUCCGAGCGACUGGAUGUUGUAAAACAAUUGAAAAGAAGCAAGAAGAUGGAAGUUCAGACACUGAGCAACCAAGAGGAUGCAUCCUCUGCUAUCUCAAAAAUAAAUGGUUGAUGCUAACGUGUUGUCCAUUGAUCACUUGAACAUGACAUGCAAACAUUUCUAUGAACAUGUGGAUGCUUACAUAUAUUCAUUGGUGAUGAUCAAAUUCGUAUUG